CUGUCAUCUCAUCUGCUGCAAAAAAGUGAAGCUGCCGAGAGACUGCAACCAUGGCUGCUACUGGAACGUUCCGUAUGGUCUCAGAGGAGGAGCAGGCCAUGCGCUCCAAACUGGAGCAUUUGACAGUGAAGGACCACGGGCCAGUGUUUGGACCAUGCCACAAACUGCCCUGCCAUACUGUGCAAAAGGCUAAGGAUGAACUGAACGAGACUGAGGAGAGUCGGGCGUCGUCACUGAAGGACCUGCGGACCAUGAUGAAGGAGAAGGCAGCGGAGGGAGACGACCUGGACAAACUGACGCUGGAACGUUUCAGGGACAAACCUGACGCUUUACUGUUGAGAUUCCUCAGGGCCAGAAAGUUUGACGUCACCAGAGCGCAUGAGCUCAUGAGAGGUUACGUGCGAUUCAGGAAGGAUUAUCCUGAGCUGUUUGAGAACAUGACACCCGCGGCGGUCCGCAGCACCAUCGAGGCGGGAUACCCUGUGGUUCUGCCCAGUAGAGACAAGUACGGACGUGCGGUCCUGCUCUUCAACAUCGAGAACUGGGAUCUGGAGGAGAUUACAUUUGAUGAGAUUCUGAGAGCAUACUGCGUGAUCUUGGAGAAGUUACUGGAGAAUGAGGAGACCCAGAUCAAUGGAUUUGUCCUGAUUGAGAAUUUCAAAGGCUUCACCAUGCAGCACGCCUCGGGAAUUAAACCUGCUGAGCUGAAGAAAAUGGUGGACAUGCUGCAGGACUCCUUCCCAGCCCGCUUCAAAGCAGUCCAUGUUACCCAUCAGCCCUGGUACUUCACCACUACAUACAACGUGGUUAAACCCUUUAUGAAGAGCAAACUCCUGGAGAGGGUCUUUGUUCACGGCGAUGAGCUGGACGGCUACAUUAAAGAGUUUGACGCAGACAUCCUUCCAGCGGAUUUUGAUGGAAAAGCCUCCGUGUCUGACUGCAAGGCCAUCGCCGCCAAGCUUUUCGGCUCUGAGGACACCGCCCUCUGAAGGAACAGAGCCACGGGUUUUAUCUUCCACAUUACUUUUUUGUGUCCAGAUUUUGAAAUAGGAUAGAGUUAGGAUUUGGGGAAAAUAUAUUGUUGGAGUCAGUGAUACGACGAUGCCUUUAUAAAGCACACUAGGUUAGACUGACUUUGGAUCCCAUCACUAAUAAAGUAAACAAAAGUUGCAAUGCAACAUCAACAAGUUCCUCACAGACACCACUGUCAGAAUUUGAAAAUGUAACGGCAAAUUAAGAGCUGUGUGAGACGAGUCCAGACACUUGACCACAGCAAACAUUUCUGCUUUGGUCAGUAAACGCAUCUUUCAUUUGUCUGAUAAUCCACCGUGGUGUUUCCGUAGCUGUGCUGUGCGUUGGAUCAUGGACUUUUCAAUAAAAACUUUAUCUGUGUUUCUGUUGUUGAGUCGAGUGGUUACUAACCUGUAACCGACUC
Molecule: messenger RNA, 1435 nt
Organism: Cynoglossus semilaevis (tongue sole)
Lineage: Eukaryota; Metazoa; Chordata; Actinopteri; Pleuronectiformes; Cynoglossidae
Gene: rlbp1a
Product: retinaldehyde binding protein 1a
Exons: 8
Coding region: 51-989 (312 amino acids)
Cellular component (GO): membrane
Molecular function (GO): phosphatidylinositol bisphosphate binding
Source: RefSeq, a predicted model, not a curated record